ACACAAACCCUAUUCCCCUUAUCUCUCCUGCGCCCCUCCCAUCUUCUCCCUCCUCUCCCUUUUCUUUCUAUCAUCACUUUCUCUCUUCUCACACCCAACGCACACACCCAGAUCCGCACUCAAAUCAGCGGCCGCUCGUCCUUCCCGGCAAAGCAACGGCGAUAAGCCGCUGACACGCCCGGCUCUCCCUUCUCUCUCUCGGCGGCAUCACCGCCUCAUCUCCUUUACCCCUCUGACUUAGAUCGGCGACGGUGAGAGCCUCCGCCGUCUGAGCCCUAGCCCCAAUCACAGCUCCCACAGAAUCCGCCGCCGCCAGCCACGCCGCCUCCCCCUCCUGACUCCUACCGACGACACUAGCGCCACCGUCCUCACUCUCCUCUCCCCCAGAUCUGACAAAAUCUCUCUCUCUCUUUCCAACAAACUUCGGCGGAUGACAGCAGCCUUCCUCCGGCCGCCGCCACCGCUCGUUCUCCCCUUCAAAUCUUCAACCGACAGCAGCAGAGUCGCGGCCGCCGCCGUCCGUCUGCCUUGGUACAGCCUCAUCGGCGAUGCUGUCACUCAAGGGAAAGAGAGCAGCACAGAUCUGGUGGCCUUGGGGUGGUUGAAGUGGAGGAAGCCGCGCGGAGAGGUGGAGGUGCCGAGGUACUGCGAUAAGGCGCCGAAGAUUGUGUGGUGUGUGUGUAAAAUUAUGAUCGAAAACCACCGCGGUUCCGCUGCCGCCAUCAUCGCCGAACCCGACCCAGACUCCCAGAAUACAAAUCUCAGCCCAAAAGUAAAAGUAUCAAGAUUCAAAUGUUGGAUGAAAUUUGUGAUGUUGAAUGAAAUUUGUUUGAAUGUAAUAUUGGAUUAAUAAUGUUUGAAUGAAGAUUCAAAUGUUGGAUGAAAUUUGUGAUGUUGGAUGAAAUUUGUUUGAAUGUAAUAUUGGAUUAAUAAUGUUCGAAUGAAUGUAUGGAUUUUUAUUAUUAA
Molecule: messenger RNA, 966 nt
Organism: Salvia miltiorrhiza (redroot sage)
Lineage: Eukaryota; Viridiplantae; Streptophyta; Magnoliopsida; Lamiales; Lamiaceae
Exons: 3
Coding region: 431-850 (139 amino acids)
Source: RefSeq, a predicted model, not a curated record